AUGACAAAUUUUGAAGACAAGAAAGUAUGUCAGAAUAAAAAUCCCGUAGAAAAUAUUACACCUAAGGUGCAACUUUCGACCGAGAAGACACAAGAAAGAAAAUUGCCAUGGAGCAAGAGUACCAGAAGAGAUUAUGCUACAUUUGAUGAUGUAGACAAGAAAGAAAAAGAAAAUCCCGUAGAAAAUAUUACACCUAAGGUGCAACUUUCGACCGAGAAGACACAAGAAAGAAUAACGCCAUGGAGCAAGAAGAUCAGGAGAGAUUAUGCAACAUUUGAUGAUGUAGAUAAGAAAGGAAAAGAGUUGCUUGCCAACUGGAAGGUUUUAGUUGAAGAAAAGGAGCACGCUAUCAAAACAACUUUUAAAAAACUAUAUAAUAUGCAGCCAAGCGAACUAUCAGAUAAUAGAACCAGGCAAGAAAUAGAACAACACAUAGAUUUUUAUCAAGCUGACAGAUGGCAGCGUUAA
This is a messenger RNA of Mytilus californianus (California mussel), 468 nucleotides long. RefSeq lists its product as uncharacterized. The record is from RefSeq and is a predicted model, not a curated record. Bases 1 to 468 code for a protein of 155 amino acids. The transcript has 7 exons. Lineage: Eukaryota; Metazoa; Mollusca; Bivalvia; Mytilida; Mytilidae.